Messenger RNA from Postia placenta MAD-698-R-SB12, 1053 nucleotides. RefSeq lists its product as hypothetical. The coding region runs from base 1 to 1053 and encodes 350 amino acids. The record is from RefSeq and is a predicted model, not a curated record. The transcript is spliced from 6 exons. NCBI's taxonomy places the organism in Eukaryota, Fungi, Basidiomycota, Agaricomycetes, Polyporales, Adustoporiaceae.
AUGGAGGGGGGGAGACGCGGACUGUUUCUGUACAUCGCAUGUCUGGCAACAUUUUCCGUGUGGGGCCUGCGCAAGAGCAUGCGGUGUGUGGUGUGCGAUGGCCAAGUGACCGGGGAGACUGCACAUGGGCGUGGUGGAAUGUCCAGCUCGGCAGACAUCACCAUGCAUGGAUGGAAGAUGGCGGAUGCCACAUCCGCGGCCGUCGCGCUACAGCACACCCUGAUGCGACGCACACCGGGUGUCCUCUGGCCUAUCACACUGGUCUUGGCUACACUGGCCACAGUCCAUUGGCCUGCUGGUGUCACAACCAGGCAGGGCGAAGCUGGGCAUCAGAGUGUCAAUAUGAACAGGGUGCACAUCAUGAACACCUGCAUGCAGUUGUGGAAUACUGCAGCUUGGGCCAGCGUGAUGGGCCAGGAGCGUGCAGAUAGGCAGGGCUGGUCCACCGCGCAUCUUGCUCCUUGUGUUUUGUAUCACAAGUGCAACAUAUGCAGUCGGGUGACAUUGAGCAACAUAUUCCGGGAUAAGUAUGGCAUUCUAAUAAGUCCAACCAAUAUAGACCGAUGUCAGAAGAAGCUGAACCUACGUGGCAGUAAGGUCAUGACCCGGAGCCUGUCCAAUGUGCAAAAGCGCCAGCUUGUGCUAGAUCAACUGGCGAAGGACCCAACACAUUGUCAAGGCCCACAAAUAAUCAAAGAAGGAAUCUUAUUUGAUACCAGCUUGAAUUUUACACAUGACUACAUUACAAGCGAGAUGCAUAUCCAUGAUGCUGAAGGCUUCGCACUACGGCGGCCAACUGCAUGUAAGGUUCAUCGGGAAGCAUUAGUUGCCCUUGAACCUCAUCAUGAGUGGAGCGGUGACAGCCAUGACAAGCUCAGUGCGAUCGGAUUUCUGAUAUGGGGUGUAUGGGAUAAAUGGUUGGGCAAGUGGCUUGGGCUUUGGGUUGUUCUGAACAAUCACCACAAGGACACGAUUGUAUUUCUUUAUCUUCAUUUGAUACGGGGACUCUCUGGUAAGUAUGUUCAUACUGUCACAUCUACCUACAGCUGUUAA